AUGUCAGGGUACAACGAUGUCGAUCUUUACAUAACCAUGCACGCGACAUUUAACGGAGCUUACCUUCACGGAGCCUUACAACAGCUCGUUGACGUGCCGCCGGACCCAGGACCGCCGAGAUCCAACACGGCUAUUCUUCCAGUGGAGACGACGUUUGGAGGGACACGGAUUAAGAUCAAUCAGAACACCUACUUGCAGAUUACCACUGUUGGUGACGUGGAUUUGAAUCGGGUUAGUUUUUGUUGCCAGUAAUAUUUAAAUUAUCAGUCUUUUUCAUGAAAAACGAUUGAAGAGAAAGAAUAAGCCAAAUCUGUUUUACCAAUUGCUUUUGGAAUUCUACCGAUCACUUCUCAGUACUUUCUAAAAGCCGAGAUUCUGAUUUGCUACAAAUAAAAUCUUCUAAAAUCCAAAACUGUUGCAGGUAGACAACCACAUCACUCUCCGUCCGCCAGUUCUGGAUCGACCGAAUGUGUUCUUCAACCGCAUGGAGGAUCGUGUUCAACAAUGGCAAGAGCCUUGGAUUCGUCGGAUGAGAGAGCACAUCAACGAACGGGAACGAAGAGUAGCAGCUGCCGCCAGAGAUGUGAGUUUUUACCAUCCUUUUCUUAAAACAUUUUAUUCGGGAAAGCCAAUCACGAUAAUUCGGGGUUAACUGUGAAUAUUGCUAAACUAUAAUCACGUGGUGAUGGUUUUCGAACCGAUGCAACCAGAAAACACCAGAUUAGGACCUAUUGCAUCGGCAGUUUCAUCCUAAAACAACUGCUCCUAUGUAGAAUCAAGCCACUCUUGUUUCCGUUUCCCAGACUUGCAACGGGCUGGGCCGUGUCAGUUUGAAAUAUCAAGUGACCACAAAAACUGAAUUUGUUAAUGAGUUCACAAAGAGUUGCACAGCUACAUGCUCACAACAUUUAAACGGGGAAAAUUUGAAUAAGAGAAUAUUGGAAAUCAUCCUCUCAUCUCUAAAAACCCCCCAAAAUUUGCAGAACAACGUUAUGGUGCAAGAAUUGCAAGCGGUCGGAGUCAACUAUGUGCCACAGCUUGGAGUGCAUCACAACUUCCCAGCUAUUCAGAAUCCGUAUGCAAUUUUCCAUCCUCCAGUCGUCGAAAUGCGCAACAUGAACAUCAAUCGACGGCAGAAUGAACACGAUCGACGGGACGAAGACGGGGAAAGCGAGCAGGACGAUUAG
Molecule: messenger RNA, 1187 nt
Organism: Caenorhabditis sp. 36 PRJEB53466
Lineage: Eukaryota; Metazoa; Nematoda; Chromadorea; Rhabditida; Rhabditidae
Source: the annotation of a GenBank genome assembly